Liolophura sinensis is the source of this 4900-nucleotide messenger RNA. Its product is annotated as alpha-(1,3)-fucosyltransferase 7-like. Gene Ontology annotation, molecular function: alpha-(1->3)-fucosyltransferase activity. The record is from RefSeq and is a predicted model, not a curated record. Gene Ontology annotation, cellular component: membrane. Lineage: Eukaryota; Metazoa; Mollusca; Polyplacophora; Chitonida; Chitonidae. Bases 965 to 2083 code for a protein of 372 amino acids. The transcript is spliced from 2 exons.
GGAAGACACGCAUAGAAGGAACAUUGCUUCCAUUAUAUUAUUAUAUUUAUUCUAAAUAGUGCAUGACUAGCAAGGUCACACAACAGGAGGAAACCAUCGGUUCUAAACAAGAGGGAUACCAGCAUAUGAGGGUGACUGAAUUUAGUUUGAACGAGGGUCAAAUUGAUCUCAAAUGUGACUGUAGGAAAUUAAUCAACAAAUGGUUUCAGCAGUGUAACUUUCGUAGGUAUAAGUAUGUAUGGCCUAAACUUUGACAGUGACCACACUUCCAUGAAAUGAACGCUGUUACCACCUGUGUACAUAUCGUCUGACACACAUCUGUUACAAAAUUUGAACCUAUCUGUUACAUCAUGACGUCACAGUAGCUUUUACCGAGGAUUGAAUGAAAACUGCAUUUAUAUAGUUUUCAGGAGUCUACAAUGCGUCUACAAUAUGUCACCUACAUGAGAAUAUCUUAGCUGGAUAAGGGGUCGACAUGACGGAAAUUAUCCGGAAGGCAGUGAUCAACAAUGUUGUUGAAAAUUGGAUCGGUGUGUAGGCCAUAUUCAGCCGAUUUAGUGAGAAUUGAAAAUCAAUUCACUGCCAGUCAAAACUCGUAGUGGUCAAUACGAUUUAAUGGUUUAGCCUUUUAUCCUCUAAGCUGUUAGGACAGACAAAUACGUCAAGAAUACAUAAAUCUGGCGUUGCCAUGACAGUAUCAUAGGCAAUGGUACGUGAAAGCGCCUGACUAUCACAACUGCUUGUUGAUUCAUGCUGUGGAUAAACACACGAAAGAGUUUCAUAGCCAGGCUCUGGAAUUAUGAUCCAGGGACCAGUUGUUUAAAAGUGUAGUUAAAGUUAAGUCAGGUUUAAACCGACGUUUCUAGUCAAUAAUCGCGAGACCAGUUUCCAAAACAGCGUUAAACACAAUCCACGAAAGAACGAAGAAGGGAUAUAUUUCGUGAGAAAUUAGGACGGAAUCAGAAUGCCUGCGACAAGUAAAGAGGCUGUUCAGACUUUUGUUUUGUUCAUCGUCGUUUCUGCCUUGUCGUACUACCUCUGGGACAAUAUCCAAUUAACACAGACAAGACAAGUGUUUGUUCAUCCGCUGCCAUACCAGCUAUUGGCAGCAAAUUUCACAGGAAACAAGACGUUUAUAAUACUUGAUUACGUAGCCUACACGAUAAAAGGCAACGAAGACUAUUACAUCGGUAAUUGUUUGGUGACUCAAAAUAAAGCACUUGUCGACAAAGCUCAUGCGGUUGUGUUUGCGACGCGGAAACUGAGGAGUAAAUCGGCUAUGCCUAAAGUCCGUCAUCAGUGGCAGAGGUGGGUUUGGUUGCUGGACGAAAGUCCUUACCACCCAGUAGAUGGACAACCAUUUAAACUGACAGAUUUCAACUACGUGUACAACUGGACGAUGACCUACUCGAGUGAUUCGGACGUGUACUGUCCGUACGGUUGGACAAAGCGGAAGGAAGAACCGGAAGCGGAAAUACCUGAUCUUGGAAAAAGAGACGGUCUGAUCGCGGCGGUGAUCUCAAACUGCGGCUCGGCUUACGUUCACAAUCACAGAUUUGAAUACCUCAAGGAACUCAAUAACACGGCUAAAGUGACGUUAUACGGAAGGUGCGGGAAAGCCUGCAAAGGCUACGAGAACGGUCAACAAGGGUCUCCUUGCCCAGAAAUUAAGAACCAUCUGUUUUAUCUGUCUUUUGAGAAUUCGAACUGCAAAGAAUAUAUCUCGGAGAAGUUUUACGGUAAUGCCAUUUCCAUGGGAGCCGUGCCCAUUGUUAUGGGCGCCAGAAAGGAGGAUUACGCACGCGUAGGUCCCCCAAAUUCGUUUAUUCACGUCAAAGACUUCGCCAGUCCUAAACAUCUGGGCGACUAUAUUAAUUCAUUAUCCAAAAAUAGAACAGCCUAUAUGAAGUACCACGAGUGGCGAAAAGAGUAUGAAGUAGAUUACAGGGUACAGUUUAUUAGUAGAAAAGUGUGGCCCCCUCUUUGUGAUAAAUUGAAUGCUGACAAAGGGGAGGUAAACGUUGUGCGGAGUCUGGCAGACUUUUGGAAACUGUCAGAUUGCGAUGGUACAAAGUUUUGGUAAAUUCUACAGUAUUAAAUGAUUUCUGAACGCUGGAGUAGACAAAAGGGAACACAAAGCUUCGCGGGAGACAGAACGCUGAUGUAGACAGAAGGGAAAACAAAGCAUCGCGGGAGGCAGACAUAUACCUACUCGGACAACAGUAUCCACAUGGGCAACAGGCUUUUAGGCAACACAGCAAAAGACGCCUGGACAAUGACACACAUGAACACCUGAACAACAAGACGCUUGAAACUAACACACCUGAACGUCCACACAUUUGAACGGCGACACGCCUUAGAAAAACAACACUCCUGAGCGCUGACACACCUAGACGACGAUACGUCUGGACAUUGACACACCUGAACGACAACACGUCUGGAUAUUGACACACCUGAACGUCUGCUAUGACGAACUUAGCUGUGAUAAUGUGUGUAUAGUCUAUAAAACACGUCCGGACAUUGGCACACCUGAACGACGACACGUCUGGACAUUGACACACCUGAACGCCAGCUAUGACAAACUUAGAUGUGAUAAUGUGUGUAUAGUGUAUAAACAGGCAUUCCAGUUUUAUGCUCAAAUGUCAUAUAGUUUAAAGUACUUACCAUAUAUAGGCGCUAGAUAUUUGUUUACAGUUUGGUCUCUUUGUGUACAGUGUGGCUUCUUUGUAUACAGUUUGGCCUAUUUGUUUACAGUAUGGUUUCGUUGUAUACAGUUUCGUUCCUUGGAUACAUUUUCAUGGUAGGUAAAAGUUUAGGUAGUAUUGUGUCUUUCAUGAAACUGACCCAUGUUCUAUUUUUAUUAUUAUGGGAGACUGCAUUUAUUCUCCUCUUUGUCUGCUUCAGUAAUAGCUUAUUUCAGGUUUGCCUGCAAAAUUAUUUUUCAAAGAUCUCAAAGAAGUGUGGCUCCGAAAAAACAAAGAUUUCACGAAGACUCAGUAGAAAUAAAGGCCCUAAAUACUUGUCAUACUUGUCAGUAGAAUGACUACAUGGUCAUUGUAUACGCUACCCAAAACUGUCUAUGUCUGCAAGUAUUCGCGUUCCCACCGUUAUCGUUUAUCCUUUUCUACAGCAGUGCACUUUCGAUAGAAUUUGAAUCAAGUGGACAGGUUAUUUAAAAUACCAGUACUGAUGAAUUUUCAAAGCCAUUGAAGCCAAAGACAACACUAAAAUGAAGUAUGCAUCACAUGAAAGAUCAUUAAAAACUGUCCAGGGAAAUAUUUGGAUUUUAUUUUUUAGAAUUUUUCUAACCGAGUAAAAUUGAGUUAAAACACCAGAUUCUACGGUGGUCUGUUGUGACCCAGAGGGUAUCAGUGACGUCACAUCCAUUUUUUGGGCCGAAAUAUUUUCCUGCAACGUCAGAUCGGCGAAUGCAUGUAUAUAGAUCUAUAUGUUCGUGUCUUUCGAAUGGUGAAGUGUAGCAGUCGUAUGCGGUUAAGUUGCAAAAACCUUACUUGACGUCAUUGUUCCCAAUGUGGUCAGAAAAGGCCAAAGUACAAUAUACUACUAAUGUGCAUUUUAGUAGGUUGAACAAAUUAUAAAAAAAAAAAUAUAUCCAACUGUUUUUCUGAACAACAGUUUUUAAUGGUCUUUCAUCUCAUAUAUUUAAUAUUUUACCAAAGAUCAGUUCGGUGAUAUAUUGUCGCCCAUUUUCUUUUUCCAUCUUUGUAGAGUGCAAUAGUUUUAUUUAGAGAAAUCCAACAUUAUCAUGUCUUGCAUAUAUUUGAACGUUAUAAAUAUAUUUUACAACCAUCUUUUUUUUUUGGUUGACUUAGAUUUUAAGACUAUAUAUGUUAAAAAGGUAUGCUGUAUACAGUUAGUAGUACUCUUUAGCCUGAUUUUAUAGAGUUUAUAGAUGUGUGUACGUUAAGUGACUGAUUAGUAAACGGGAUAUGUUCGUGAUGUUGCAAUAGUACAUAAAUUUGAGUGCAGCCUUUGAUUUGCCUACUUCAAACUAUACAGCCAAUCAGCGUCGAUUCGGUUUUCCUGUAACAGCCAGAAAAUGCGUCACAACCUAAGGUCAUUUCCUCAGCCGUGCUUAACUUCUUAUUUAGACAAAGCGCAGACUAUCAAGCAAAGUUCAUAAAUCAAACUACAUGUACUUCCGUGGACAGUUUCUUAUAUAUUACUCUAUAAAGACGGUAGAGUUCAUGGAGUGAUGCUGUUGAGUGCAGACUUAGCUAAAUCAUACGAAACAUUGUGUAAAACUUUAGAAUCCCGUGGCUACAUUGCCAACCAAUCUGAAAUGCCGCGCUCAAUCAAAUGAGUUAUGACUGAAAUUCAUGUUAUAGUUUGGAUUCAUAUCAGCACUGAAAAAUUUCUCCCAUUGCUUCAUGUGGUGGCGUGGUAAGUAAAUGGUGAGGAGAAAAAAACAUGGGGGCCUCCGUGUGGUCGACAAUGGCGGAGUGGUUAGCGUACAAGCGCAUCAGAUGAACUCGGAAUCCUCUCAUCAUGGCUGUGAAUUCAAGCCCACCUCAUGCUGGCUUCCCCUCCUUUCGUUCGUGGGAAGGUCUUGCAGCAGCCUGCAGGUUGUCGUUAGUUUCCCCGUUUGCCUCCCACCAAAAUACUGCCCACCCGCGUGUAAAUUAAAUAAAUAAGAAGAGAUAAUCUUCCAUUUAGUGCUAAUCUGCUACCUGCUUGUUUGUAGACAUUACUGAGAGGUUUGCCUUGAUCUGCAUGGCCUCUGUCGGCAGCAAAUUUUGUAUGCGUUAUGGUCGUUCAUAGAGAAAUUGUUUUGGAAAACAGUGAACGCCGUUUAACCAGGUCGAAUUGUGUUUCCAUUGUCACAUUUUUGUUGUUGUUUUCACACAAAAAUAAAGCUUUUUACCGAAACAUUUUUGUG